AUGUCCGAAUCCAAGAUCAUCCUCAUCACAGGCGCUAACUCAGGCGUCGGUUAUGCAACAACCCAAGUCCUAGUUAAACACCCAAACCACCACAUAAUCAUGGCAUGCCGAGACCCGAAAAAGGGUGAAAAAGCCCUCUCUGAAAUCCAAAGUACCGGCAUCAAAGGCACCCUCUCUGUCCUCCACCUAGACAUCGAAGACGACACCUCAAUCGCCAAAGGCGUGGACAAAGUAACCCAAGACUACGGCCGAGUAGACGUAUUCAUGAGCAACGCCGGAACAGCCGCACCAGAAAUCAGCGGGCGCGAAAAGCUAACCAAGAUCUUCUCGACAAACGUCAUCGGCGCAAUGCUUGUCACGGAAGCCUUUCUCCCGCUUCUCCUUAAAUCCUCCAAGCCUUAUAUCAUCCAGGUCUCCAGUGGCUUGGGCUCAUUGUCUGAGGCGACAGACCCCGGCUGUCCGCACUACGCUGCGCCUUGGGAUGAGUAUCGUAUGAGUAAGGCUGCGCUGAAUAUGAUGACUGUUCAGAUGCACAAGCGGCUGCAGGGCCAGGUGCGCGUCUUUGCAUUUUGUCCUGGAGCUAAGAAGCAAUUGCGGUCCGUGCCAAUGGAUGUGGCAUCCUCCUUUAGUACCCUUGCCCAGGCUUUCUCUAAUACCGAGGAUGUGGAUCAUGUGGACAUGUGUGGUGUAGUUGAUCUAGAUGCCUUUUCGCAGUUCAUCACACCGGGAAGCAAGCCCUUAUCCGAUGGACCACAUAUGACUCUUACACACAAUGUUCCUCAAACAUAUCCACUAGACAGCUAUCUGAUGACGAUAAACGAGCUUCUCUCACCACGAACACCGGACCUCGUUCUCGGGGAACAGAACCAGCCAUUUGAGUUACAAAGAACAUUUGACUUGCGGCCUCCGCAUCUUUCUGAAGAGGAUCAUGAAUACUUGAUGUUAAAAGGGGCGCUGAGGAUUGUUCCAAUUGAGCUCCGCAACCAGUUGCUUGGGGCAUAUAUCAAAUAUGUCCAUCCUUUACUUCCAAUCAUUGAUUUACAGUGGUUCUUGUGCAGAGCCAUGGUUGAGGACGAAUCCAAGUUCACCAGUCCGCUUCUUCAUCAAGCUGUCAUGCUGGCUGGAAGUGCUUUCAUUGCACAGGAAGUUGCCAUCGGAGCCGGGUUCUCUUCGCGAAAAGCAUUGAGAAGGACAUUAUUCGAGAGGGCCAAACUCCUUUAUGAGUUCGAAACCGAAAAUGACGCAUAUACCCAAAUCCAAGCGCUAUUACUCAUGACGCAUUGGCAUGGAAGUGACAUUGGUCACAAAGACCCAAUCUACUGGUUUGAUCUCGCCUAUUCGACAGCAGAGCGUGUUGGUCUUCUCGGCAGUCUAGAGCUGGGAAGUUUCUCCCACAAGCACAGGCUAUGGUGGUGUCUCUAUGUUCGCGACCGUAUUCUAUCCCUUGGCUUCCGUCGCCCGUUACGGAUCCCCAAUAGCGAUGUCACAAUGUCGCUGUUGGAGUCGACGAAGUACUAUUCCUCUGAGCUAUAUCAUGAUCUCGUCCUUCUCAUGCUGGGAGAGGCCUCUGCUAUGCUCAAGUGGGAGAAUCAAGAACGAAUGAUGCUUCUAUUUAUCCAGGAGAUCAAGCUCGCCCACUGCGUCGGAGUAAUCGUGGAGUAUUUUUAUCACGACUCAUGGACGCCUUCACCAUCAGGAGAAUCCGUCUAUAAACUUGUUCCCAAGCCAGAGAUAUCACAAGAUGCCACAGGUAGCUGUGAACAGCUUCUCAAAACUUGGAUGCAGAACCUUCCUCCCCUAGCACAUUACUUCCCCCCUUCGCUGAUGUGUGAUCUACACCCCGAGUCUACAGAACUUGUUCUCUUGGUUCACCAGGCUUUCUUGUAUCUCCUCCAUCUUAGUGCAAUGUCAAUCCUCUAUAUAGCCGCAUCAAAAGGGGGAGACGAACUCGACCAAACUGCCCUGCCGGAGAUGAGAGGCUUGGCAUCUCAAGUCAACGAAACCCUCAACGAGCUGCACGACUGUAGCAUGCUGCAUUUACUCCCCGGAAGUGCUGUCACCAUUAUUGGAAUUAUCCUCGAGGCCAGUCUUCCCGACCUGAAGGUCUCGGACAAGAUCGUGAGGCAGCAGGCUAUGUCGAAUUUGUACGCUUGCGAAGAAGCGGCGGGGCAUCUACUGCAGACAUAUCCCGCUGCGGAAAUUGUUAUUUCGAAAGUUCAGAAUGCUCGUGGGCAUCUUUUGGGUUUGGUUACGACGUGA
Penicillium arizonense is the source of this 2259-nucleotide messenger RNA. Its product is annotated as fungal specific transcription factor domain-containing protein. The transcript is spliced from 5 exons. The record is from RefSeq and is a predicted model, not a curated record. Gene Ontology annotation, molecular function: zinc ion binding; DNA binding. NCBI's taxonomy places the organism in Eukaryota, Fungi, Ascomycota, Eurotiomycetes, Eurotiales, Aspergillaceae. Gene Ontology annotation, biological process: DNA-templated transcription. The coding region runs from base 1 to 2259 and encodes 752 amino acids.